Messenger RNA from Megalobrama amblycephala (Wuchang bream), 7290 nucleotides. RefSeq names its product NACHT, LRR and PYD domains-containing protein 3-like. The record is from RefSeq and is a predicted model, not a curated record. The coding region runs from base 2536 to 5931 and encodes 1131 amino acids. The transcript is spliced from 9 exons. Gene Ontology annotation, molecular function: protein binding. NCBI's taxonomy places the organism in Eukaryota, Metazoa, Chordata, Actinopteri, Cypriniformes, Xenocyprididae.
CAUACAUUAACAUAUAUAUUUAUAUGGGCUAGUUUUAUAUGUCAAUAUAUGAAAUUGUUCCAUUUUCGAAUAGGUUUCAUAUAUGUUUUUCACUGUAUACGUGGAUAUAUUUUAUAUAUGUAAAUUUCAUACAUGUACAUAUAUUACAUUUCCGUAUGGGAUUUAUCAACAAAAUCGCUUAGAAACUUAAAGUCAUAAUAUGAAUUUCUGUUUUGAAGUAACUUCAACCACAGCCUCACUAUUGGUAAAGAGACGCAGAGACUGGUAGGACUAAUUCUUUUCAAAUCGUUAUUUUGAUGCAUUUAAAUCAAAUAAAUCUUACCGUUCCCUUUUCAUCUGUAUCUGUUUUAUAAUGAUCAGAAAUCCAUAAGUAACUUAACAAACCAUAGACUAGAUAGAUAGAUAAAGAAGAAAUACAUUAUCCAAUAAUGCUAGCAUACCAAUGUUCAACCCCCCCAAUGUUGAAACCAAAUCUACGCCCUUGAGCGUGAGGAUGCCUCUACUAGCGGAGCACGCUCAGCCGUCUCAGCCAUUUCAUCCCGCCAUCUCUCACCCUACCUCUCUUUGGUCUACAGUCCAUCUACGGACCCUAGUGUGAGGCUGCCUCCGCUAUCGACGCAGGCCUAGACGUCCUAUUUUCCCCAGCUUCCCUCUUUUUCUAACCACCCUGUUCCUUCCCAGGCUCCAGGGGCCAACCCGAGCAAGAGGCUGCCUCUGCUAACGUUGCAGACCCAGAUGCCUCAAUUUCCCUUCCUCAGUUUCCUUCUUUUCUAACCUCCUUAUCCCUCCACUGGCUCCAGGGGCCGACCCGAGCGUGAGGCUUCCUCCGCUAACGGCCUCGGCCGUUGGCUAACAGCCACUAAAAACUCUCCUUGACACCUCUCUCAACUACAUUCUUCAAGCUGCCUCCCCUAGAACCCUACAAUCCAAGCCGCAUAGGAGCAGCAACUACAGCCACCCAAAAAGGCCUCUCCCAGCAUCAGAUUCAAACAUUUGGUUGCUGGUCAUCAGAAGCUACAUCCGUUCUAAUCGUUUCCAUAUAAAAAAAAGGCAGGAGCUCGGUUAUCCUGGCUAAUAUCUCCACUGCCGCAGCAGUGAUGUUCCCUCUGCUCCCGCAGGAGCUCAGCCCUGUCAAAACUCGCCUUCAUUGCUGCAGCAGUAAUGUCCUCAUCCAUAUGAUGAGAACUCUCCCGGCCCUUCAACCUAACCCUCUAAACAGAAAAUCACCCUUCGCAAUGCAAUUUUUGGGGGUCAUCAGUAACGUUUCCAGCUGCUGUCCUACACUGGUUUGCAAUUUUUGGGGGAGCACUCUGGGUUUUGUCCAAAAUACCGAGCUCGGAGCCCUCUCCUCGGACAGCACGCCAAAUACACAUACUACUACGCAUACUAUUUACUAUCUGAUUAUUUGUGAGAACUUGUGAUUAACAAUUUACACAAUGCACUAAGGAUUGAUGAGCUGCUGGGUUCAUGAAUGUUAAUCACGUUGUCAGUGUUUUGCUCAAACUGAUUUGCUGAAAUCAAAACAGGGACGGUAAUAGUUGAGCGCCAGCCAAUGAGAUUGACGUUUGUGCAUAAGUUCAGCCAACUACCAGAGAAACUGGCAUCUCGUCUGUAUGUUCUUAAAAGAUGAAUAAUUCCAAAUGAACUUAUUUUGACAGGAAAAUACAACAAUGAAUAUCAUUUACAUGUAGUGCAUCGAUUCUACGUGGUAUGUAAGAGUCUCUCUCUCUCUUUGCUUGUGUAUGAGAAACACAGUGCUCUCAGUAAAGUGAUGGCGAGUCAUGCACCUACACACUAGAGUUUGCAGUACGUCAAAUACAGGAAUGCUGCGCAUUGAGCUGAACUGAAAUAGUACAGAUCACUUGGCGGAGAGCAAAACUCUCAAGCACUCAGAGUGUUUUGUGAGUGAAAAUAUAUCAGGGAUGGGCAAUAUUUAUGAUUAAUGUAUUUCAAAUACAUAUUUCAAAUAUAAAAUAGGAUUUUGUCAUUUGUAUUUGAUAGGGUUGAUGAAAAUGAAAAAGCGCCCACCUCCCAUGCCAGAGACCACGGUUUGAGUCUCUUUUUACCUGUAAUUUCAGAUACCUUUUCUCCACAUAGUUUCACUCUUGUGUCAUGAGUCCUUUUGAAAACUGGUUCUAUUAGUUUUGCGAAAAAGUGCUGGUAUAACAGGUUUAAGUUCCAAAGAAAACAAGUUGAUGUUUUAUUAGUUGUUGGCAGAGUAUCCGAGGAGACACUUCUGGAAAAGGGGGUGGGGAGCUGCAGCUAAUUUGCUAGGGUGUUGCUAAAUGGUUGCUAAGGAGUUACUAGGGCAUUCUGGGUGGUUGCUAGGGUUCUCAUUGCUAGUAUGUUUCAGAUAGAUGCCAUGCAAAAGGAGUAUUUUAGGACCCCUUUAACAGAUGAGUUUGGAUGAUAGUCCUGAUCAGGUUUUUCUCCUGAUCAUUUCAUAAUCCAAAUAACAUUUGAGUUCUUAGGUCCACAUGUUAAGAGUGAAACAACUUCAGAUCUUUUUCUGCAGCUGUGAAUCUGUGAAGGGCAAUGGCGUCUGUUGAAGAACUUCUUGAGAAAUCACUGAAUGAAUUGAAAAAAGCUGAACUGAAGAAGUUUCAGUGGCACUUAAAAAAACAUGGGUGUAUAUCAAAUUCUGACAUGGAGAAUGCAGAUAGGUUAGACACAGUGGAUAAGAUGGUGGCAUGUUUUGGACCAAAAGAAGCUGUGAAGAUCAUGGUGGAGAUCCUGAGGAAGAUGAACCAGAAUAAUCUGGCUGAGCAGCUGGAGAACAAUCACAAGCCAGGUCAGGCUGAAGGCAAUAUGAAGACAUCUGCUGCUGUUGAUGCUCAUUCAAAAGAUAAAUUGGUCCAGAUAAGCAGUGCGCACUGUGGAGUCAGUGUUGAUGUGAAUGCUGAAACAGGAGCAACUGUAAAUGCUCCUUUACUUGCUGGAAACACCAUCACAGGCCCAGUGACCUUCAUCUACAACAGUGCAGGAAAUGGUAUCAAUAUACAGGGAUGCAAACCCAUCUCGGGUGAAAAAGGCUCAGCUGCAGAGCACAGUAAGGCUGCUCUUCAUGAGAUUAGCUUCAGACUGAAAGACAAAUUAAAACAGGACUACAAACAGAUAUUAGUUGGUAAUUCACAGACGGGUCAUCAGAAAUACCUGGAUGAUAUCUACACUGAUUUAUAUGUGGUGGAGAAUGAGACUGGAGGAAGAGUGAAUGACCACGAGGUGAGACAGUUGGAAUUAAAUCUCAAACCAUUUGAUGCCAAAGACACAACGAUCCAGUGCAAUAAUAUAUUCAAAGUCCAAAAGGGUCGACAAAACAGAAAGGUUCUGACAAUGGGGAUCGCAGGGGUGGGAAAAACCGUCUCUGUCAAUAAAUACAUCCUUGACUGGGCUGAAGAAAAAGAAAAUCAGGAUAUAGUCUUUAUUUUACCUUUGCCGUUCCGUGAGCUAAAUUUGAUCACAAAGGACUACAGUCUCAUUGGACUGCUUCACGAACAUGUCUUUAGUGGUACUGAAGAACUACUUUCUCUUCCUGAAGGUGAUGGUAAAGUCAUGUUCAUCUUUGAUGGGCUGGAUGAAUGUCGCUUUCCUUUGAACUUUAAAAAGGGUGACAAAAUUACAGAUGUUAACAAAAUAACAACAGUGAGUAAGAUAGUUACAAGCCUGAUCAAGAGAGACCUGCUUCCCUCUGCUCUCAUCUGGAUCACAUCCAGACCAGCAGCAGCCAGUCUGAUACCCCGUGACUACAUUGAUCAAGUGACAGAGGUGCGAGGAUUUAAUGAUGGGCAGAAAGAGCAAUACUUCAUCAAAAACAGUCCUGACGUUUCUGAAAACAUUAUCCGUCACAUCAAGAAAAACAGGAGUUUGUACAUGAUGUGCCAUAUACCUGUUUUCUGCUGGAUCUCUCUUACUGUUCUUCAACCUCUGGCUCGACAAAAUGACAAAAAGACCAAUGACCAAACUCCCACAACUCUUACAGGGAUGUACACAAGAUUCUUAAUUUCUCAGCAGCAUCAGAUGGAAAAAAAAUACUGUGAACCUAAAGCCAAUGCAAGGUCUUUUGAUCAGAUUAUUCUGAUGCUUGGGAAAUUGGCUUUUCAACAGCUGGAGAAAGGAAAUCUGAUUUUCUACAAAAAAGAUCUUGAGGAAUGUGGGCUAGAUGUCAGUGAAGGGUCGGUGUACUCUGGGUUAUGCACUCAGAUCUUUCAGGAAGAAAAGGCUUUUGCAGCAAGAAGCGUUUACAGCUUCAUACAUCUUAGUGUCCAGGAAUUCCUUGCUGCUCUUUAUGUGUUUUUGUUGGGCAAAGAUGAGAGAGCUGACAUAUUUCUAUCCUGGAAAGAAAAACUGACAUGGAAACUGUCCAAAAAGCCACUGUUUAAACUUCAUAAUGCUGCAGUCAAGAAAGCUUUACAAAGUGAGAACGGACACCUGGACCUUUUCCUCCGGUUCUAUCUAGGUCUCUUACUGGAGUCCAAUCAGAGUGACCUGAUGGAACUACUGCCAGAACUGGAACUCAAAACAGAGAAUGUUAAAGACACUGUUGACUAUAUCAAACUGACAAUAGAGAAGGAGAAAUCAGUAGAGAAGACCAUCAAUCUCUUCUACUGUCUGAGUGAACUGAAAGAUAACUUUGUGGAGGAAAUCCAGAAGAAUCUGAGCUCAGGAAAUCUUUCAGCACAGAAUCUCUCCUCUGCUCAGUGGUCUGGUCUGGUGUUUGUGCUCCUCAUGUCAGAAGAGACUCAAGAGAAGUUUGAACUGGAGAAAUACAGAAAAUCUGAUGAUGCACUGAUGAGACUGCUGCCAGUGAUCAAAAACACCAGAAGAGCACUGCUACAGAGCUGUAAUCUCACUGCUCAAUCCUGUGAAAGUUUGUCUUCAGUUUUAAAAUCCUCAAACUCCUUCCUGAGAGAGCUGGACCUGAGUAACAAUGACCUGCAGGAUUCUGGAGUGAAGCUUCUUUCUGAUGGACUGAAGAGUCCAAACUUUCAGCUAAAGAUACUGAGAUUUUCAACAUGUAAUCUUACUGCUCAGUGUUGUGAGAGUUUGUCUUCAGCUCUACAAUCCUCAAACUCUGUCCUGAGAGAGCUGGACCUGAGUAACAAUGACCUGAAGGACUAUGGAGUGAAGCUUCUUUCUGAUGGACUGAAGAGUCCAAACUGUCAGCUGGAGAUAAUGAGAUUGUCUGGCUGUAUGGUGACAAAGGAUGGCUGUGGUUAUGUGUCUUCAGCACUGAGUUCAAACCCCUUACACCUGAGAGAGCUGGAUCUGAGCUACAAUCACCCAGGAGAUUCAGGAGUCAAGCUGCUCACUGAUAAACUCAAUCAUCCAAACUACAGACUGGAUAAACUCAAUGUGGAUCAUGGAGGAGAGAUCAGGAUUACAGCGGGACUACACAAAUAUUCCCAUCAGUUCACUCUGGAUCUGAACACAGUGAAUAAAAACCUCUGUCUAUCUGAGAAUAACAGAGUGAUUACUGGCACUAACACAGUCCAGCCGUAUCCUGAUCAUCCAGACAGAUUUGAUAUUGUGUAUCAGCAGGUGUUGUGUAGAGAGAGUGUGAGUGGACGCUGUUACUGGGAGAUUGAGUGCAAUGUUGGUGUGUUUGGUGUGUUUAUAUCAGUGUCAUAUAAGAGCAUCAGCAGGAAGGGACAGCAUAAUGAGUGUAUGUUUGGAUCUAAUGAUCAAUCCUGGAUUUUGUACUGCACUUCCUUCAGAUGCUUUUUCAGACACAAUAACAUAGACACUGAACUCCCUGUAAAGUCCAUCAGCAGUAGAAUAGGAGUGUAUGUGGAUCACAGUGCAGGAACUCUGUCCUUCUACAGCAUAAGGAGAAACACAACGAAACUCAUCCACACAGUCCAGACCACAUUCACUCAACCUCUCUAUCCUGGGUUUUGGGUUUAUCCUGGAUCAUCAGUGAAACUGUGUUGAUGAAUCAGAACAGACUGUAGAGAGAUUCUACCCAUAAUCCUUUGAGCUCAUGAUAAAUCAGUGACUGUCACACACUGGCUUGACUAGAUAAUCCAAGAUAAGUGGAUGAACACUUAUAUUUAAUAAACACCAGCAGGAAACGUUAACAAAAGACAAUGAACAUAAGAUGACUGAGGGUUUAAAUACACUAGAUAACAAGAGAAUAAAUGAAGGACAGGUGAUGGUGGUUAUAAGUUGUCAUGGUUACAAACAAGGGUUGCUAUGGAAAUGGAAACACAGGAACCUGGAACUGAAAUCCAAAAACAACAAGACCAAAUUAAUUCAAAAUAAGAGUCCAUGAAGACAGAGACAUACAGGUAAUUAUGAUAGUAAUAUGGAGUGAAUUUUGUGCCAUAAUUAAACAAACAAAUCCAGCAUUUUUCAAACAAACUCAAUAUGCUUUGCAAUGGAAAAACUUGAUUUGCAAACAAACAGAAAGCAGUGUGCAAAUACAAAGGCCAGUUUGAGCGAGAAUGCAGAAGAGUAACAAAUGUAUUGUGUUUAACAAAUAUAAAUAAAUAUUGUACAAAUAAAUACAAACCAUCCUACAAAUUGCAUAUAACCUGUGAACAAAUACCAAACCUAUAGCAUAUAAAUGCAUACUUGUCUGUUACGAUUGUGAGACACUUGCCUUUUUAUGAGAUCUCUCGGCUCGAUUUUCUCACAAAUGCAGUUGAGCAACUCCAAAACAGCAGAUGGCGCUAUGCUAGGGGAUCACUAGAGACCAAGCGCAAAUCCUGGCAACGGCAGGUCGCGGCACCACUUCCGGUACCAUCUGGUGGAGUGUUUUUUUUUUUUAACUAUAUGGACAUGGCAUGGAGAUGUAUCGGGAUCCCAAUUUGUCGAUUCCCUCAACAUAACGAACGUGACCGACUGAAAGGGAACGUCUUGGUUACGUAUGUAACCCUCAUCCCCUGAAGGAGGGGAAUGGACAUGGCACGUCCCAUCACCACAGUUGCUGUACCACCGCUGAGUGGCCAGGUCACCAUCUCGGCUCCCUAGUGAAUACCUGAAUAUGUGUGGCAUCCACUUCCGUAUUUAUACCCACGCUGCGGGGCGGAACGCAAGAUGUAAAACCUGCAUGCCAAUUUGCAUUGGUUUGUUUUGUUUAAACAAGUAGAGAUCCCAAUUUGUCGGUUCACUUGAUGUGAUGUCUCCAUUCCUUCCCUCAGGGAACGAGGGUUACAUAUAUAACUGGGAUGUUUUUGUUGUUUUUGACCAAUGUAUACUUGUAUUGUAAUAAACAAGGUUAUGACCAGAGUUGGGUAUGAUGCGUUACAAAGUAACAUUACUGUAGUCUAAUUACUUUUCCUAAUAACG